AUGGCGGCGCCCAGCGGAAGGAGGAACGGCGGCGGCGGCGCGAGCUUGUGGGCUGCGCUGCUCCUGGCGGCCGUGGCGCUGAGGCCGGCGGAGGCGGUGUCCGAGCCCACGACGGUGGCGUUUGACGUGCGGCCCGGCGGCGUCGUACACACCUUCUCCCAGAACGUGGGCCCUGGGGACAAAUAUACUUGUGUAUUCACCUAUGCUUCUCAAGGAGGGACCAAUGAGAAGUGGCAGAUGAGCCUGGGGACCAGCGAAGACCAGCAGCACUUCACCUGCACCAUCUGGAGGCCCCAGGGCAAGUCCUACCUGUACUUCACUCAGUUCAAGGCAGAGGUGCGGGGUGCCGAGAUCGAGUACGGCAUGGCCUAUUCUAAAGCUGCGUUUGAAAAAGAGAAUGACGUUCCCCUGAAAAAUGAGGAAUUUGAAGUGACCAAAACAGCAGUGUCCCACAGGCCCGGGGCGUUCAAGGCUGAGCUGUCCAAGCUGGUGAUCGUGGCCAAGGCGUCACGCAGUGAGCUGUGA
Pipistrellus nathusii (Nathusius's pipistrelle) is the source of this 525-nucleotide messenger RNA. The record is from the annotation of a GenBank genome assembly. NCBI's taxonomy places the organism in Eukaryota, Metazoa, Chordata, Mammalia, Chiroptera, Vespertilionidae.